This is a messenger RNA of Pisolithus orientalis, 306 nucleotides long. RefSeq lists its product as uncharacterized. The transcript has a single exon. Lineage: Eukaryota; Fungi; Basidiomycota; Agaricomycetes; Boletales; Pisolithaceae. The annotation marks the transcript as partial. The record is from RefSeq and is a predicted model, not a curated record.
GUUGUAGGUUUCUUUGUGCUCUCAGGGGACCAUUGUGUGCAGUCAAUGAGGGGUGGCAAUGGGGUGAAGGCAUAUCAUUGUUUCUACAACACCACUGUGCAGUGUAUGUCUGGUGUGGUCUUUCCUGCACAACUCUGUGUUUACAGUCCCUUCAAUGGUAUGCUGCUCACAGAUGACUUGGUGGCCUAUGUCAUUGUGAGGGCUUACAUCCCAUUGCCUAUUCCUUGUGACCCUAUUUUACUGGAGGCAUCGGAUCUGGCUACUGUGCCUGGUGAUCCUAAUAGUGAGGAGUAUGAGACCACCAUC